Molecule: messenger RNA, 1537 nt
Organism: Cornus florida
Lineage: Eukaryota; Viridiplantae; Streptophyta; Magnoliopsida; Cornales; Cornaceae
Product: probable (S)-N-methylcoclaurine 3'-hydroxylase isozyme 2
Exons: 2
Coding region: 1-1497 (498 amino acids)
Molecular function (GO): heme binding; oxidoreductase activity, acting on paired donors, with incorporation or reduction of molecular oxygen; iron ion binding
Source: RefSeq, a predicted model, not a curated record
AUGGAUCUAACAACACUAGCAAUAGGAGACACCAAUCUCUUCUUCUCUCUCAUCCUACUCUCCUUCUUCACCUUUCUUAUCAUGAAGAGCAUUAAGCCAGCAUCCAAACGACCACCACUUCCACCAGGUCCCUAUUCAUGGCCCAUCGUAGGCAACAUCUUCCAAAUGGGCAAUAGUCCCCAUGUCACACUGGCCAAGCUAGCCAAAGUCCACGGCCCCCUCAUGUCCCUCCGGUUCGGUUCACGGCUCGUCGUGGUCGGGUCUUCCCCUGAAGCCGCUGCAGAAAUCCUCAAGAUCAAUGACCGCGCACUUUCAGGGCGGGUCGUCGCAAAUGCAUUCCAAGUAAAGGGCUCAAAACUACACAACUUAAAUCUUGUGUUUACGGACGAGUGCGAUGAUGAUUGGAGGGUCCUAAGGAACAUUUACCGGACGGAGGUCUUUUCGAGCAAGGUGAUGCAAUCCCAAGUCGAAUUGAGAGAGAAGAAAGUGAAUGAGUUGGUGAAAUAUUUGAGUGCAAAAACAGGCCAAAUAGUGAAGGUAAAAGAGAUAGGAUUGGCGUGUGCUUUAAAUAUAUUGAGUAAUGCUUUUUUUUCAACUGAUUUAACAGACUUUGAGGGUAAGGGUUUGGGUGAGGGCAUGUUCCAAUACAUUAGGAGCUUUGCGGAGUUGGGUGGUGUGCCACAAUUAUCAGACUUGUAUCCCAUUUUGAGUGGAUGGGAUUUGCAGGGCUUUUAUAAGAAGGCGAUGGAUAUCUUAGAUAGAAUGUUUGCUGUUUGGGUUGACAUUGUAGAAGAAAGAAGGAAGAAAUUAAUUGAUGUUUCAAGUAGACGAGAUUUCAUGGAUGCUUUGCUUGGAAUGGGGUUAACCAAUGAACAGAUCAAUCCAUUGCUUUUGCUAUUUAGUGCUGGUAUAGAAUCUACUAGUGCAACGACUGAAUGGGCACUCACCGAACUACUUAGAAAUCAAGAAACCAUGGAGAAACUUCGCAAUGAACUAACAACAGUGGUCGGUGAUGACACAAUACGAGAAUCGAAUUUGUCUGACUUGCCUUACCUAGAAGCAUGUGUUAAGGAGACACUAAGGUUGCACCCUCCUGGACCACUGCUCCUACCUCAUCGCGCCGUACAAGAAUGUGAGGUGAUGGGCUACACCAUUCCAAAGGAUAGUCACGUGUUGGUGAAUAUGUGGGCAAUUGCUCGAGACCCCACUAUUUGGGACGAUCCGUCGAGCUUCAAACCCGAGCGAUUUCUCAAGUCCGGGUUGAACUACAUGGGGAUUAAUUUCGAAUACAUACCAUUUGGUUCAGGGAGGAGGAUGUGUCCUGGACUACCACUGGCUUCAAGGGUAGUUCCCCUACUGGUAGCUUCUUUAGUCCACCACUUCGAUUGGUUUCUUCCGGGCAACGUGAAACCCUCAGAGAUUGACAUGAAUGAGAUCCUGGAUGUGACCAUGCUAAAGAAAGACCCAAUGUACCUUAUACCUAAGAUACGAAAAUAGUUGAAGGCUCAUCAAGAAUCCUGAUUAUGUAUUGAUUAUG